CUCUCACCAACCUUUCACUCCACUCCCAGCUCCAAAGCUUUCCCUCAAAAUUUCCCAUUAUUUUACCCAGAAAAAGGAACUAGAAAGGAAAACAAGAAAAUGAGGGAAAUUCUCCACAUACAGGGAGGCCAAUGCGGAAACCAAAUCGGAGCCAAGUUCUGGGAAGUAGUCUGCGCCGAACACGGGAUCGACUCAACGGGUCGGUAUCAGGGGGACUCAGAUCUCCAGCUGGAGCGGGUCAAUGUCUACUACAACGAGGCGAGCUGCGGUCGGUUUGUGCCUCGGGCCGUUCUGAUGGAUCUGGAACCGGGCACGAUGGACAGCCUUAGAUCUGGCCCUUGCGGGCAGAUAUUCAGACCCGAUAACUUCGUGUUUGGGCAGUCCGGUGCUGGUAAUAACUGGGCCAAGGGCCAUUAUACAGAGGGAGCUGAAUUGAUUGACUCCGUCCUUGAUGUUGUGAGAAAGGAGGCUGAGAACUGUGACUGCUUGCAAGGGUUUCAGGUAUGCCACUCCUUGGGAGGCGGCACCGGGUCUGGAAUGGGAACUCUAUUGAUCUCGAAGAUAAGGGAGGAGUAUCCUGACCGAAUGAUGCUUACAUUCUCUGUUUUCCCAUCUCCAAAGGUGUCUGAUACUGUUGUUGAGCCCUACAACGCCACUCUCUCUGUUCAUCAGCUCGUUGAAAACGCAGAUGAGUGUAUGGUUCUUGACAACGAGGCUCUUUAUGAUAUCUGCUUCCGCACUUUGAAGCUCACUACUCCUAGUUGUAAUUGGGGAAUUUUAAACCACCUGAAUUUCAGCCACCAUGAAGCUGUUUUUACAUGCUUUCCUUCGAUUCCCUGGUCACGGCUCAACUCAGACCUCCGCAAGCUUGCGUGUACCCUCAUUUCCGUUCCUAGGCUUCACCUUUUUCAUGGUUGGCUUGCACCUCUCACAUCCCGUGGAUCUCAGCAGUCAUCGUGCCCUCACCGGACCAGAAACUCACCCAAACAAAUGUGGGAUGCCAAGAACAUGAUUUGCUCUGAUCCUCGCCCAUGCAGAAUUCUGACAGCAUCAGCAAUGUUCCGGUGAUCAGCAAUGUUCCGUGGUAAAAUGAGCACAAAGGAAGUGGAUGAGCAGAUGAUCAAUGUCCAAAACAAGAACUCUUCGUACUUUGUUGAAUGGAUCCCCAACAAUGUCAAGUCCACUGUCUGUGACAUCCCUCCAACAGGCUUGAAAAUGGCUUCCACUUUUAUUGGCAACUCCACAUCAAUUCAAGAGAUGUUCAGAAGGGUGAGUGAGCAGUUCACUGCUAUGUUCCGCAGGAAAGCUUUCUUGCAUUGGUACACUGGAGAAGGAAUGGACGAAAUGGAGUUCACAGAGGCUGAGAGCAACAUGAAUGAUUUGGUGUCAGAAUACCAGCAGUACCAGGAUGCAACAGCGGAUGAGGAAGGAGAUGAGUAUGAGGAUGAAGAAGAAUAUCAAGAAGAGGUCUAGAGACAUGGAAAAAACCUUUCCUUUUAGAUUUUGGGAUUUACUUCUUUUAUACCCUUUCUAAUAUUGGUGCUAAGAGUUUACUGUAUGUGGAGUUAUUUCCUGCAAUGUUGUAUUGCUUGUUUCCGUUGUGUGCAUCUUUCAGAUUAUUGUAUCAACAAUUCACAAAGUACUGGUUUAAUGAUUUUCUGUUGAGUUUCUAGCUUGGAAA
Messenger RNA from Jatropha curcas, 1681 nucleotides. NCBI's taxonomy places the organism in Eukaryota, Viridiplantae, Streptophyta, Magnoliopsida, Malpighiales, Euphorbiaceae. The record is from RefSeq and is a predicted model, not a curated record.